UUUAGGCUCCUUUGUUGUUCUCCCCGGCAUCACUUGGCCCGUUUAUUUUUCCUUCUUCCUCUUGGUGCCCGCCGUUGGACACCGCGUACAAUAUGGAGGCGAUGGACUUUUUAAGAUAUGGUUGUGGAUAAGAAAGGGAGGGGGGGACAGUUGGCGGAGACGGAGACGAGAGAACGGAGGCUAGAACCUGGUGAUAGUGGUGUGCGAGAGGGGGUGAUGGGGAAGGAAAAGCACAAAUCUGCUUUCUCGAUCCGGCCGGACCCUGUUCUCCAUCUUGAGUCUCUUGAUUUCUUCUCGAGAAAGCCAAAUGGGGGAUUUGGUUCGGCAGGUAUUUUAUACGGGGUGUUUCUUCUUCCUCCCGUCCUCUUCUUCUUAAUAGCUCGGCUCGUCUGCUUCGUGCUGCGCUGUUCUUUUAGUUUGGGGCUAUCGGUUCUUCGGUUCUUUUGCUACAGGACCGUAUGGCUGCUAUUAUUACUAUUACUAUUCCCGGAUUUAUCUGACUGCGAUGGUGACGUUGGUUGUGGUGAUUUGUGGUGAUUAGUGUGGCUGCGGUGACGGUUGGCAGAAGUUGUUUCGACUGUUGACUUGUAGUUUGUUGCUUGAAGUUGCGUAAUAAAGCGCGCAUGCCUUCUACUUGCUUUUUUUUUUUCCUAUCUCAAAGUAUUUCAACUCUCUCGGGGUGAUUAUGGCGCGACAGAAAUUGAAAUAGCAAAGGUUAUUAAUUGCAAUUAUGCCA
Molecule: messenger RNA, 736 nt
Organism: Lasiosphaeria miniovina
Lineage: Eukaryota; Fungi; Ascomycota; Sordariomycetes; Sordariales; Lasiosphaeriaceae
Exons: 1
Coding region: 118-537 (139 amino acids)
Source: RefSeq, a predicted model, not a curated record